Molecule: messenger RNA, 2286 nt
Organism: Anthostomella pinea
Lineage: Eukaryota; Fungi; Ascomycota; Sordariomycetes; Xylariales; Xylariaceae
Source: the annotation of a GenBank genome assembly
AUGGCGGCCUCCGCCAUGAAAGUCCAGAAGAGCCGCCAAUCCGUCAGCGACGACCCGCUCUCCCAGUCCCAAGUCCGCCUCCCAUUCAGGCGGUCACACCCCUCUGCUGCCUCCCUCUAUGCCUCGACACUAUCCCCUCCGGGCUCCCGCUCCCAGUCGCCCGCCGGCCGCCCGCUGUCGUCGCGAAUGACGAGCGGUUCCGUCUUUGGCGCAAACUCGAACAACGCAUUGGCACUGGCCUCUGGGGCUGGUGAAAGUCCUGGCGAUCCGCUCAACCUGAUCCUCAAAGCUUUUGUGCCACAUGUGGCCAUCUACAACUCGGAGGAUACAGACACACUAUUGAAGGAGAAAGGUUUCAAUCGUGGACUAUGGGAGCUACUGCGGCCCUUUGGCGAGAGGAUACAGGGCAAGGUCAUGAUACGGGAUAGCAAUGGCUCGAGCCGCAGCUACGAGGACUACUCUGUACAUUUCGUACGUUUUGGGGAGGGCAUUGUACAUCCUGAACCCGUUACUUCUGGUCUCAAGAACCCGCAAGCAGCCAGAGCGAAUGGCGUUUCCGAGAAAUCGGAUGAUGCUGGAAGAGGACGUCCGAAGAGUGGGAAUACCAUUGCAGACGCGGAGGCUGUAGUCGACCGCCACUUGACCUAUGCCGAGGAGUCUUUUUUUGGGUCCCCACACAGCCCUACAUACCAUGGCCUCGAUAUCGAUGUCCCUUCACCAUAUUACGCCUUAUACUUGCGCAGGCUCCUCUCGGGCCUGCCGAUAACGCCACACGAGACCUUUGCCCACCCGGUCGCUUGUGUCAUCGCGAUAAGUUCCCGGAAUCAGACACCAAUCGAGACUUUAAGGCGACUAUAUACCGAGUCAAGCACGGGGGACAAGCAACUACCAAACUGGGUGGAUGCUGAGUUUCUGCGGUACUAUGUCCUCGUUCACGACGAGGAAAAGGACGACAUAACGAGAUCCAUGUCGCUAUAUGAGCAGAUGAAGCGGAAUCUCGGUCUACAUUGCCAUCUACUUCGUAUCAGGGGUACACAGAGCGCGGCCACGGAUGAUGACAGUAUACCACUGCCGCGGAGCGAAUGGAUGUCGGCCUCGGAAGAGCUUGCCGAUCUUCGCGAGGGUGAAGAUCAGGAGUUUGGGGAUACAACGAGAUACAUCUUUGAAUCCGAUGCAACUGCGAUACGAACUUUCAUUCGCGAGAUGGUGACUCAGUCCAUAAUACCCACGAUGGAGCGGCACGUGUCGGUGUGGAAUGACCAGGUGGCUUCGAGGCGUAGGGGACUGGUUGGUCGAUUCGCGGGAUUGACCAAACGAUGGGGAUUUGGCACCAGUUCCCGAUCAUCGGGAUCCGGCCCGAGUUCAGGGAGCAAUUAUGAACCGCUUGGGUUCUAUCGGGCGGACACUCCCGAGGCUAUCAUGCGGAAGCUGGCAGAUUAUGCUUUCAUGCUGAGGGAUUGGAAGUUGGCGCAUUCAACCUACGAUCUUCUGCGAAGCGACUUCAACAAUGACAAGGCAUGGAAAUACUACGCGGCUACGAACGAGAUGGCCGCACUCAGUCUGCUCAUUACUCCCCAGAACAUAUCCGCCAAGACACGGGCCGAGUCAAUCGAUUCAAUGUUCGAGGCAGCUUACUAUUCGUAUUUGACACGUUGCAGUGCCCCCUACGGAGCAAUAAGGUGCCUCGCUCUCGGGAUGGAGCUCCUACGAUUGCGCGGAGGGUCGAGCAUCGAUGACGCGGCGAGGUGGGGCCUUCGACUGCUCGAAAGCAGGGUUCUGGGCCCGGUGGGCGACGCUCUGAUCAAGGAACGUCUGGCCGUCUGCUAUGCAUCUAAGGAAGGCUUGGGCACACAGUCCUGGGGAAGCAGACGGCGGAAAUCAGCACUUUGGAGCGUAUUGGGUGCAGAGACCUGGCUCGCCCAGUCAAAGUUCAUCCAAGCCCAGCAAUGCUUGAACGAAGCACGGAAGACAUACUCAGAGCUGCCCAGCGAACAUGGCAUUGACAAGUUUAGCAUGGCCAGCGCCUUCAUGUUGAGUCUUGGGCAACAACUCAACCAGAGAUUGGAAGCGGCCGACCAGGAUGACGACCCGACUUCUGGAGACCAGAGCGAGGUGGUUGACGAGGAGAGUGAGGCUCUGGGCACCACAAGAGGGAGGCGUAUGAGUACGCAUGGGUUCUCCGGCGCCACUGCCACGAGCUUGGAGAGCGCGCCGCUGAGAUCACAACUUGGUCCCUCUGGGGAAGAGAAGCAAGAUCCGGGCGAGGGCAAGGACGACUUUGGGUAG